UGGACGAAGUGGUGAUACCGCAAGCCUCAACAGCCCUCCAGCUGUAUGAGUAUUAGGUAUACCAACCAUUACGGACAUAGCCCCGAUCCCUGACUGACGACCGCAAUAUCUGAGGGCCAACAGGCCAAGAUUAGAUAACGGAACAAGUUCGAUAUAGUGCUUAUGCCCUCCUCCACCCCCCCGCCGCCUUCUCGAAUGUAUUUUGAGCUCUCCUCUCCUCUCCUCUUCGCCUUUUCCCGAGCAACACUCACACACACCUAAUAUCACCAUGAAUGCAGCAUUUGGAUCGGGAGGUAUCUCCACACAGGCAUUUCUCGGGGUAGGGACAUUUCUCGUUGUCCUGGCGGGCCUGUGCGUUGCCGCACGUUUCGUGGUCAACAGCCGGUCACACAGAUUCAGCAUUGCAGACUGGGUAUCUGCUGCAGCAGUCGUUAUCUUAGCCGGCACGUUCGCGAACUUCUAUCUUAUAACGCAAGCUAUGGUUGAUCCGAACUCGACACUAUUCUACCUUGCCCAGCUGGUAGCAGCUAGCAAUCCCAUCGCAGCAUCGGCCACCUGGUUUGCUAAGGCUCCGAUUUUUCUGCUCUUUAUUCAUCUCUUUGGUGUCAAGCUAUGGCUCCGAUGGACCUCCUACGCUGCCCUUUUGGUGACCCUUUUGUAUCUCCUAGGUUGGAAUAUUUGGGUCGGCAUCAACUGCGUCCCAUACAGUCCCGAUGACGUCCCUGCACUUCUAGUGAGCUGCGCCUAUGCGGGGUCAGUCGCCGGAGUUGCUUGCGGCGCCUUCAACGUCGUGGUGGGCCUCCUCAUUUUCCUUCUGCCGCUUCCAGUCAUCACGAAGUUGCAGCUGCCCAUCGGAAAGAAGGUAGGGGUAGCUGUUGUCUUCCUCAUAGGUAUCUUAGCUGUCGUAGCUAGUUCAAUAGCGUUAUACUACAAGAGGUUGUCACUAUCAGGUGUGUCAACUGAUCUCAAGGCCGCAAUGAUUCUCACCAUCGUCGAGCUCUCGAUUGCCAUUGUGGUUUCUUGCGCCCCGGUUAUUCAUAGCUUCUGGUCCUCAGUCGUUGUCAACUUGGCCUUUUACUCUAGGAUCCAGAUAGCCGUGUCGUCUAUCUCGAUCCUCCGACCUAGCCAGUCUACUAGAACGAAGAACUCCCAGCAAUCUAGGCAGCCUUUAAACGGCAGUUCCGAGUAAAUCGUUACCCUACAUCCAUAUAACGUUAUUGAUGAUCGUGUUUCCGUAAUAGGCUCGACGAGGAAGUAAGCCCGGGAUGAUGGAACAAUUGCUUCGGUGCCGUUACGUGAUCUCAGCGCCAUAUAAGGACCUAAUACUUUGCGUCGCUUUCCUUGAAAAGAUAUCUACACGCUAGUAGACCUCGGUCACCAGGUCCGAGGGUGGUGCACUUACCCCGCUAGUGAUUACGCUUUACUCGCUGCAAUUUGUAUUAUUACGACUGGAAGAGGGGUUGUGAUUAUUCGAAAUCACGGCAUUUUAUGUAGACAUUGUAGCGGUGCGGUAGGACUUGUCUUUGUAGGGUUUAGGAUGAGGAUCUAUAUGGGUCUUGCACUCGUAUUUUCACCAUCUAUACUUCAGCCUGUAUCCUUCAGUUACCUCAAUGUAGU
Messenger RNA from Durotheca rogersii, 1617 nucleotides. RefSeq lists its product as uncharacterized. Bases 269 to 1189 code for a protein of 306 amino acids. The record is from RefSeq and is a predicted model, not a curated record. NCBI's taxonomy places the organism in Eukaryota, Fungi, Ascomycota, Sordariomycetes, Xylariales, Xylariaceae. The transcript has 6 exons.